This is a messenger RNA of Aegilops tauschii subsp. strangulata, 1784 nucleotides long. RefSeq lists its product as uncharacterized. Gene Ontology annotation, cellular component: membrane. The record is from RefSeq and is a predicted model, not a curated record. NCBI's taxonomy places the organism in Eukaryota, Viridiplantae, Streptophyta, Magnoliopsida, Poales, Poaceae.
GCAAGCGAGAGGGGCGAAGAAGAAGAGGACGGGGACAAGCACAUCUAUCCUGUGACUCCAAGCUUGGCAUCUCCCCACUCCCACACUGUUUCUUCUUCCCAUCCCCUGCCCUGCCCUCCCCCCGCAUGCCACUCGCGUGCCGCCCCAGUCCGUUGGUUGGUUGCAACGACGCCUCCUCCUCCUGCCGCAUUGUGCCCACCCUUCGUCUUCUUUAGCCUGAGCCCGGACGCGCACAUACCAGAGAGAGAGACACGCACAAGCAGAGCGCCGCUCUGCGACCCCGCAUUGCCCCAAGAAACGCGCGCCGCGGAGAUUGCGUCCCUCCCCUCCUCGCUCCGGCAGGCGGCAGCGCAUGCCCGCCGCGACGGGCUGACGGCGGCGCAGUCGGCGAUGCGGUUCACGGCGGGGGGCUCGUCGACGCGGUCGUGGCAGCCCAAGCCGACGGCGGACACCACGGACCUGCGCUUCUGGCUGACCUGGCGGGUGGCGGUGUGCGCGCUCUGGGUGCUCUGCUGCGUCGCCGCCGCCGCCUACCUCAUCUGGCGCCACGAGGGACCCCGCGCGCACCGCCGCCCCGGCGCCGCCAAGCAGGACACGGCGCGGCGAAGGCCGGACGGGCUGCUGUACGACGACGAGGCGUGGCGGCCGUGCCUCCGCGACAUCCACCCGGCCUGGCUGCUCGCCUACAGGCUCGUCUCCUUCUUCGUCCUCUUCAGCCUCCUCAUCGUCAUCGUCAUCUCCGACGGCGGCAACAUCUUCUACUACUACACCCAGUGGACCUUCAUUCUGGUGACGGUUUACUUCGGGCUUGCGACGACGCUUUCGAUCUACGGGUGCAGCAAGUUCGCCGCGUGCAAUGCCGUGGCGGCGAUGUCCGACGCCGAGCAGGGUCCCUACGCCGUCCACGGGGCCGCCCCGAAGCCGAUCGUCGACGGGGAGGACGACGGCACGAGGGAGGUCGCCGGGUUCUGGGGGUACCUGCUGCAGAUCAUCUAUCAGACAAAUGCAGGAGCUGUGAUGCUUACAGACUGCGUCUUCUGGUUCAUCAUUUUCCCAUUCCUCACCGUAAAAGAUUACAGUAUGAAUUUUCUACUGAUAGGAAUGCACUCGGUCAACGCUGUUUUCCUGCUCGGCGAAGCAUCGCUAAAUAGCCUGCGCUUCCCGUGGUUCCGGAUCGCGUAUUUCUUCCUUUAUACGGCGCUUUACGUUGUUUUCCAGUGGAUCGUCCAUGCAUCUACUCCAACCUGGUGGCCCUACCCGUUCCUCGACCUCUCGUCUAAUCUGGCGCCUUUGUGGUACUUUGCGGUCGCGUUCAUGCAACUGCCAUGCUACUUGAUCUUCAGACUGGUGAUGAACCUGAAACACCACCUUCUCGCCAAGCAUUUCCCGGAUAGCAUGGUCCUAGGAUACUAGCAUCGGUGAACAAACAUCCAUGCCGGUCUUCUUCCUUCGACCCUCCACGCGAAAAAAGGCGGUGCGAAUCGGCAGGAAGAACGACAACCGGACAAUGGCGGCGUGGCAGUAAAUCGGGUGGUGUGGCAGUAGAUUGUUUGCGAGAAAUCUUAGUUUCUUACGCAUUUGCGCGCCUCUCCUGCAAAAAAAGGGGAUAGGGGAGCGUGCACGUGCCUUUUAUACGGGUAUAGUUUCGUGACGGUAAAUCGGGGGUCACGGGUGAUCAGAGUUUUUGCAGUAACUGGGAGUGAAAGGAGAAAACCAAAGAAGAAUGUGUACAUAUACCUACCGCUUGGUUGAUUGGUUGGUGAAAUGGAGAUAUUGUUGGCUAA